This is a messenger RNA of Rhizopus microsporus ATCC 52813, 2037 nucleotides long. RefSeq names its product siderophore iron transporter-like protein mirB. The coding region runs from base 1 to 1770 and encodes 589 amino acids. The record is from RefSeq and is a predicted model, not a curated record. The transcript has 2 exons. Lineage: Eukaryota; Fungi; Mucoromycota; Mucoromycetes; Mucorales; Rhizopodaceae. Gene Ontology annotation, molecular function: transmembrane transporter activity. Gene Ontology annotation, biological process: transmembrane transport.
AUGAAGGUCAAAAUCCCUUUCAUCACAACGGCAGCUGCGCCAGUCAUUGAAAACGAAGAAGACAACAAGAGUCGUGUAACUUACAACUCCAUUGAAGACAGCAAAAAGGGUAGUCAAAAUGAUGGCGAUGUCGAUAGUUCAGAUUUCCAGUACGGUGUGAAAGCUGUUCAAGCAUCUAGCCAAGUUUGGACGAAGAACCAGUUGAUUCUGGCCUAUAUUCUUAUUUGGAUCAUUCACUUCGUACUGGCACUAUCUUCUGGAAUCAAUGCCACAUUGACACCUUAUGUCACAAGUGCGUUUCAAAGCCAUUCUUUGACAGCUACGACGACAAUUAUUUCCAGCAUGAUAUCAGGCCUUAUCGUCUUGCCUUAUGCAAAGCUCAUUAAUGUAUGGGGCCGGCCCCAAGGUUUUGCUCUUAUGGUAUUUUCAAUGACUAUUGGUCUUAUCAUGAUGGCUGGAUGCAACAACGUCAAAACGUACUGUGCUGCUCAGGUAUUCUAUCAAGUCGGCUCCUCUGGACUCAGCUUCAUAAUGACUAUUUUCAUUGCUGAUACAACCUCUCUCAAAAAUCGAGCAUUCAUGAUUGCAUUUGAAGCAUCGCCAUGGAUUGCUACCGUAUGGGCUUAUGGGCCAGCAGCCCAAAGUAUUUUGAACACGAUUGGCUUCAGAUGGGGUUUCGGUAUCUGGGCUAUUGUCAUCCCAAUAGUGUGUACUCCACUCUUUGGAUUGUUUUAUUAUAAUCUUUUAAAAGCUCGUAAAGCUGGCCUUAUUCCUCAAAGAGAGAGUAAUAGGACAUGGACAGAAUCGAUUGUAUAUUAUACCAAAGAGUUUGACGUGGUUGGAUUGCUUUUGAUCUGUACUGGUCUUGCGCUAUUUUUGCUGUCAUUCAGCUUGUAUUCCUAUCAGCCCGAACAAUGGAAGUCUCCUUUGAUCAUCUGCUUCCUCAUCUUUGGUGGUUUGCUGAUUAUUGCAUUUGCAGCUUAUGAAAAAUGGUGUGCAUCGGUCACAUUCAUUCCUUGGAAUCUAAUGAUGGAUCGAACAGUCUUUUCAACUUACACUAUGGCAGCUAGUAUAUAUGUCGCUUGGUACUUGUGGGACAGUUAUUUCUAUUCCUAUUUGAUUGUUGUCUACAACUUGAGUAUUUCUCAAGCCACAUAUAUCACAAAUAUUUAUACUAUUGGGUCCACCGUUUGGUCUCUUGUGAUGGGCGUCAUUAUUCGAUACAAUGGACGACUAAAGUGGCAAGCUCUUUACUUUGGCGUACCGGUCACGAUAUUGGGAGUUGGUCUAAUGAUUCAUUUCCGACAGCCAGACGUCAAUAUCGGUUUUAUCAUCAUGUGUCAGAUAUUUAUUGCCUUUGGUGGCGGUACCUUGGUUAUCUGUGAGCAAAUGACAGUCAUGGCUGUAUCAUCUCAUCAAUAUGUCCCAGCUGUCCUGUCCAUGGAAAAUAUGGUUGCCAGUAUCGGAAGCUCGAUUGGUUCGACGAUUGCAGCAGCCAUGUGGAGUGGUAUAUUCCCUGAGAAACUUGCACUGCACCUACCUGCAAGCGCUCAAGGUGAUAUAGCAUCGAUCUAUGGUUCUAUAGAAAUCCAGACAUCUUAUCCAGUCGGAAGUGACGAAAGAAAUGCUAUCAACCGAGCCUAUAGCGAUACACAAAAAUUAAUGCUAAUUUCUGCCACCUGUCUCUAUUCGAUUACUUUAAUUUCAGUCAUGUUUUGGAAAGAUGUUGAUGUCAGACAACUGAAGAAAGUAAAAGGCCUAGUGUUUUAGAUAAUAUUAUAACAUAUUUUUAUUGUUUAAUGUAUUGCUUAAACUCAUAUUCUUUAUUUCGUUCGAUCAAUGAAAAUACAUACGCUUUUAAAUGCUCUAUUAAAGCACAAUGAGCUGUACAUUUACCUCAUCUUGUCUCACACGACUCUGUAGAAACAAUAGUGACAGAAACCAUAAUUUAUAAAGGUGAAGGGGCAAAUAAAAAUAGAAUUUUUUUCUGGCAAAAUGUUAAAUAAAAACUCAGGUCGCUUAUUUCCUAAAAUGAGU